AUGUCCACCUCCAAGAUGACCAUCUUCACUGGCCUUGUUGCCCUUAGCACCUUUGCAGCAGGUAGCGUCGCCGAAUCAUGGUCCAACACCCAGUCCAUCAAGACCCUUGAGCCUCACAACGUUGGAACAGCCACCGCAAAUGGUGCGCUCCUCGUCUCCAUGAACUACUGCAGCAUCGUCAUCAACACCCAGUGCCAACUCUCAGUCAUGACAUCCGCUCCCGCCUCCCCUCCUCCCCAGUCCGCCGCAUCCGUUCUCCCCGUCGAAACCACACUCGAUCCCAUCAAGUCUGUCCCCAUCCCGACUCGCUUCUCUGCGCCAACUUCCGCCGUGGCCCCCAGCACGGAGGCCACCAUGCCGACUGAGACGGGUUCGUCCACGUAUGAAACUGGCGAGAUUACCGAGCCUGUUGCCACUGCGACUGAGACUUCGCCUACGGGUGCUCCCGCCAUGACCACCACGGCGCUUACGGCCGCGGCUGCUGGUAUCAAGGCCUUCCCUGGUGCGGCCUGGGGAGCUGCUAUCCUCGCUGUGGCAGUUUUGCUUUGA
Messenger RNA from Pochonia chlamydosporia 170, 549 nucleotides. RefSeq lists its product as hypothetical. NCBI's taxonomy places the organism in Eukaryota, Fungi, Ascomycota, Sordariomycetes, Hypocreales, Clavicipitaceae. The coding region runs from base 1 to 549 and encodes 182 amino acids. The transcript has 3 exons. The record is from RefSeq and is a predicted model, not a curated record.